This is a messenger RNA of Funneliformis mosseae, 408 nucleotides long. The record is from the annotation of a GenBank genome assembly. NCBI's taxonomy places the organism in Eukaryota, Fungi, Glomeromycota, Glomeromycetes, Glomerales, Glomeraceae.
AUGAUCACUCCCUUGCCCGAGAUUAAUCAUGAUGUUAUAACAGGACCAGUCGUAAUGCCCCAAUUGGGGAAUGCAACUAUCAAAGCCGAGCUUGGACGUAGCAGUUGGAAGUUACUUCAUACAAUGAUGGGACGAUUUCCGGAGCAACCAACAACAGAUGAAAAAGAAGCUCUUAAAAGCUUCAUAUAUUUAUUUAGUAGAUUAUAUCCUUGCGGCGAAUGCGCAACGGAAUUUCAAUCCAUCCUUGAGAAAUAUCCACCACAAGUAUCUUCAAGAGUAGCAGCAUCUCAAUGGGCCUGCGCUGUCCAUAAUAUCGUUAAUCAAAGAUUACAAAAAGAAAUAUUUGAUUGUGGAACGGUUGCUGAAAAAUAUAAAUGUGGUUGUGAUGAUGAAGGCAUAACGGCAUAA